CGCCGCGCCGUGCCCGGGCAGCACCACAGACGCUCCCGGAGACCGCCACACCGCCCGCAGACUCGCGCCGGCGCCCGCCGCGAGCGCGCGAACUGAAGGCCGCGAAAGCAGCGACGACGGAAAAGUUGUGAUAAAGGAGCAAACGAAAUAAACGACAGCAAAACACAUAGCAACCGACCGGAAAUCCAUCGGUCCGGGGAGGACCGUCAGCCGCGCGAGGCACCCGCUAUUAGGUGUGGGGGCGGCCCAGGACCCGCCCCACCGGGCCAUGGGGAGCAGGCCGCGGCCAUGAGGCGCGGGGGCGGGCCCGGGGGCGGCGGCUUGCCCCUCGGGGGCGGGCCGGCGCGGCCCCUGGCGCUCUGGGCCUUCCUGGGCCUCGUGCUGGCAUUCGGCCCGUCCUCAAGCGCGCCCGGGGUGCCGGCGGCGGAGGCCGAGCAGCACCAGUACGUCAGCUCCAGCCAACUGUCCACGGCGCGCCCCGAGGCUCUCAUCGGGCCCGGCGAUAUCUCCGGGACCAUCCGGCGCAUGGGCCCGCCGAGCCCGACCAAGCGGCGGCCCAAGCUGCAGGAGCUGGCCCUGGAGCUGCAGCUGCUCCAACAACAGGACCGCCAGGGCAUGCAGGGCCUCCUGCAGGCCGCCGGCACCAGGCCGACGGCCACAACUGCCGCGUCGCGCGCGCAGCAGCUCCGCGCACAGCCCAGGUCCAGCGCCGCGCCGCCGGCCUCCAGCGCGCCGUCCAUGACCAUCCUCGAGGACAUCAACAGCCUGAUGGAGAACAUGCCCGAGAAGCAGGUCGGCGGGCCCACCCGGGAGACGGCCGUUCUCGAGGACGGCGUCGAGGGCGGUGCGUCGGCCUACGCCGGGGAGCCGGGCACUGGGGUGGCCGAGGGCGACGACGAGCAGCCACCCCUCGACGCGGACGACAUGUACGGCCCCAACAAGAGCCACGUCGACCUCGUCAACCGUUUCCUGCGCAUCGUCGAGUCACAGCACCUCCUGGGCGAGAACUGCACCGCCGGCACCGACCUCAACCUGGGCGAGGGCGUGGUGGACCGCUACGCGCAGGAGCGCUUCCGCGUGGAGGCGGACGUGGCCGUGAACCGCGCCAACAUGCUCACCCGCCUGUGGAAGUACGCGGGCGCAGAGGUGCUGCACUCGGAGUACCUGCUGCACGCCGCCGUGUUCGCCAUGGUCGAGUUCGACGACGACAUCUUCGCGGCGGGCAACUGCUACGACGCCUACCAGUACAAGGACUACGAGCUCUUCUGCCCGUUCGCCUACCGCCUCCCGGACGGGCCCAUCCUCGUCAAGGACCUCGCCGUCGAGUACAAGUACCUGGGCAACUCGUCCGAGUGGUUCUACAUCGCGAGGAAGAACGCGGAGCGCGUCAUCCACAACUACAACCAGUUCAGCAGAGGCUACAACACGUACACCUUCAACUCGACGGCGCACACGGACCGCGUGGCCGACGAGAUCCUGAGCGUGACGUACGAGGACGGCAAGUGGAGCAAGCCCUACUACGACUGCGGUGGCGGCAACAUCUGGAUGCUCACCUACACCGUGCCCUUCUUCGGCUUUGCCAACGGCUCCUACUUCUUCAAGGGCACGAGCGGCAUCGACAUCGAUCUCCGGCGGGUCGACAUCGACCAGUGCCCCUCGCGGCCCGGCUCCACCGAGCUCAACAUCUUUGCCGCCUCCGACAAGUGCAAGAAGAGGACAACAGAGUGCGUGGCCAUCAAGGGGCUGGGCUUCCGGCGCGGCUCCUACCACUGCGUGUGCCGGAGAGGCUUCUACUUCCCGGACACCAGGACGUCGCGCCGCGCCUUCAACGGUAGCCACAUCGAGGAGGAGUACGAGAAGCUGCAGUUGCAGGGCCAGGACUCCGAGUACGCGGUGGCCGGCGCGUUCGAGUGCCUCCAGUGCGCCGAGGGCUGCGAGUCGUGCGAGGACAGCAGGCCAUGCGUGCUCGCCCUCAACUGGGCCGUGAGGACGGCCCUGCUCGUCCUCUCGUGCGCGAUCAUCUGCUGCCUGCCCGCCGUGUUGCUCUUCACGUGGAAGUACCAGCACGUCAAGGUGGUCCGCGCGGCCAGCCCCGUUUUGCUCAGAGUAAUAGUUUUGGGUGCCUUUUUUAUCUACUGUACGACGAUCGUGUCGUACUUCAAGCCGCGCGUGUUCACGUGCACGCUGCGACUCUGGCUGCGCGAGCUGGGCUUCUCCCUCACCUACGGCGCCCUCAUGUUCAAAACAUGGAGAAUCUCCGUCAUCUUCCGCGUGCGGUCCGCCAAGGCCGUGAAGAUCACGGACGUGGAGCUGCUGCAGCGCGUGGGCGCGGUGGCGGGCCUGUUCGGCGUGCUGCUGGCGGUGCGCACCCUCGUCGACCCGCCGCCCGUCAUCGUGGGCAGGACGGCGGACGACCUCAAGGCGUUCCUCUGCCGCACCGACUGGUGGGACCACUGCUUCACAGUCCUCGAGCUGUCCUUCCUGCUGUGGGGCGUGCGGCUGUGCAUCGUGGUGCGCAAGGCACCCACCGAGUUCAACGAGGCGCGGUACAUCUCGAUGGCCAUCUACAACGAGUUCCUCCUGUCGAUCUUCCUCAACGUCUCCAUGUGA
Messenger RNA from Frankliniella occidentalis (western flower thrips), 2610 nucleotides. RefSeq names its product probable G-protein coupled receptor 158. Lineage: Eukaryota; Metazoa; Arthropoda; Insecta; Thysanoptera; Thripidae. Gene Ontology annotation, molecular function: G protein-coupled receptor activity. Gene Ontology annotation, cellular component: membrane. Bases 289 to 2610 code for a protein of 773 amino acids. The record is from RefSeq and is a predicted model, not a curated record. Gene Ontology annotation, biological process: G protein-coupled receptor signaling pathway. The transcript is spliced from 11 exons.